This is a messenger RNA of Sphaerodactylus townsendi, 3125 nucleotides long. It is a transcript of the gene FBXL19, whose product is annotated as F-box and leucine rich repeat protein 19. NCBI's taxonomy places the organism in Eukaryota, Metazoa, Chordata, Lepidosauria, Squamata, Sphaerodactylidae. Gene Ontology annotation, molecular function: DNA binding; zinc ion binding; protein binding. Gene Ontology annotation, biological process: protein demethylation; regulation of transcription by RNA polymerase II. The record is from RefSeq and is a predicted model, not a curated record.
CAUGAUGGUUUUUUUGUGUGUAUGUGUGAGUGAAUGUGGUGUGUGUAUCAGUAUGUUGUGAGUGAGUGUGAAAGGGAAGGAGGAAGAGGAGAGGAUGAGAGAAGCAGGGCGAGGGGGCUCCGCCAGCACCGUGGGGCCCAGCUCUCUCCCCUCUGAGGGGCCGUGGGGGGGCCCGAACCCCGCUCCCAGAUUGGCAGAUUUGGAGGGGGGCGGGUGGGUUUAAAGCCCUCCCUUAUGUGGGGGGAGGGGCAGCUGGGCAGCUUAGAGCCCCCUUGAGGAAAGGUGUGUGGGGGGGGCACUAGACCCCCCUCCUCUAAAUUGUAAGUGGGGGGGGGGGCUUGCCUUUUUGCACCGAGGCAAGGGGAAGCUUGGAGGGCCCCACCCCACUGCAUAAGCACGGGAAUUUUGCACGGUUAACACCUUCCCCCUUUCCUUCUUUGGCGCGGGGGGGGGGAGGUUGCUAAGGAGCGGGCUGGGUUUCGGGGGAGGGAGGCGAGAGAUGCCCCCCCUCCAUUAAAAAGAAGGUCUGAGCAGGAUUUGGGGAGGGAGGGGGAAGAGGAAAGGCAGCCUCCUCCUCGGCCCUUUAGAUCCCCCCCCCCUCUGCUCCCAAGUGAAUGGAGUUAUUAGAGUAACCAGCCAAGAAGGGGCGAAGUCCCCCCCCCCCACCCUCCUCUUCUUCCUCCUCCUCCAGCCAGCCCAAAGAGUGGGGAGUGGGCUUCGCGAGGGGAGUGGUCUGCCUACAUUUGAAAAGGGGAGGGUGGGUGCUCGGGCAAUUGAGGAAAAUCUCAGUGGUGGGCAGAAGAGGAGGAGGAGUCAGGAGGGAAAGGGGGGUGACUAGAGGUUGCAGCGCGCAUAGGCAAUGCCAGGGCUCCGUCCAGAACUAGGGGUGCCGGCGAUCCCCCAGUAGGCGUGCGGGGCGGCAGGGUCUCUUCGUCCCCUCCUGAAACCAUCUGGGCCAGAGGGCUGCCUUCCCACCCGCCAUCCCCUGCUUUUCUCCCAAGGGCAAGGAAGCAAAGAGUGAAGGGUAAAACAGGAGAAGGGGGCGCGGGUGUGGGGGGCACAGCUGCCAUGGAUCUGGAAUAGCCUCUCUGGGGGAGAUCGGCCCACCCGUCAUCCUCUGGUCCUGCCCCCCAUAUUGGCAGUGGGGGGGCGACGAAGACACACGCACGCACGAAUCCUUCAGCAACUGGCUGGAUCUCUUCUGCCCCCCCACCCCACCAUGACAACAAACCCAGCACUAGAAUCGCCACCUACCCCAUGGCCACACAGCAGGUGAGUACCCCAUCUCUCCCCUAAACCCUUCGUGAUUUUAAAAGGGGGGGGUUUCCCCGACCACCUCCCAUCUCCUCCCAAUCUCAGGCACCUUUGGCUGGUUCUUCUCUGGGAUGUGUGUAGAUGCUUGUGUGUGUGUGUGCGUGUGUGUUUUGUGUGUGUAGCGAUUGUAAAAGACAGCUAGCAUCUUUUUUUCUUCCCGAGACUGCUGAUGGGUAAGGAAGACUCUCCGGUGGUUGGAUGCGCUUCCCGAAGCCCUGCUAGUAGCUGAGGCGGGACGUAGCCAAUGUCGUCCAGCAAAGGGGCGGGGGCUGGAGCUCGCCGGCGGCGGACGCGGUGCCGGAAGUGUAAAGCUUGCCUGCGAUCGGAGUGCGGGGAGUGCCACUUCUGCAAGGACAUGAAGAAAUUCGGGGGGCCCGGGCGCAUGAAGCAGUCGUGCCUCCAGAGGCAGUGCACGGCGCCAGUUCUACCUCACACAGCUGUGUGCCUGGUGUGUGGGGAGGCUGGGAAAGAAGACACAGUGGAGGGCGAAGAGGAGAAGUUCAACCUGUCACUCAUGGAAUGUACCAUCUGCAACGAGAUUGUGCAUCCAGGCUGCUUAAAGAUGGGAAGAGCCGAAGGUGUCAUAAACAACGAAAUCCCGAACUGCUGGGAAUGUCCCAAGUGUAAGAGAGAAGGCAAAUCGAUGAAAGACUCGGGCGAUGGCACGGGGAAGCGGCGGUCGGACAACGGCGAGGAGGGGGUCCGGUGGAAGCUGACGGACGAGCCCGCUCAGAACAAGAAGAAGUUGGCCCCGCCCACCCCCCUGCCCCAGCUGUCCGCCGAGGAGAGCCAAGUCCAAGCCGGAAUCCACAAGCGCAAGAAGGAGAAGGAGCUGCCGCCCCUGGACACGGGACCCAAGAAAAAGUUAAAAGGCACACGGGAAAAGCAUUUGAAAAAGGCCAGCGAUCAGCCCCCUGAUGGGAACAAGUUGCAAUCGAUGCAGACCUGGAGCCGCACGGGCAGCGGGGACUUCGAGGUGAAGGGCACCAUCUCCCACCCAUCCAUCCACCUGAACCAGAUCACGGCCAGCGACUUGGAGAAGCCGAAGGUUCCUUCGGGCCCCUUGGAGCCCUCAGCUCAGUCGGACAAGUCGCAUCAGCGCGAGAAGCUGGAGCGUUUCAAGCAGAUGUGCCAGAUGUUGGAGCGGGUCAAGAACAGCAGCAGCUCGAGCUCCAGUUCGGACUCUGACUCCGACACGGACUCUCGGGGCUCCGACGGCUCCAGCGGAGGGGUCUCGAGCCGCGCCGCCUCCCCGGCCACCCGCUCCCAGCGCCUGGCCGCCUUGGGCUUCAGCGCCAGCGAGGAAGAAGAGGAGGAGGAGGAGGAGGAAGAGGAGGAGGAGGAGGAGGGCGGGAGGCGCAAUGGCGGCUCGGAGACGGCGCGCAAUGGCAAGCAGCCGAAAGCUCGAGGGAACUCUCAGGAGAAAGAGAACAAUCACCGGCCCGGCUCCAGUGCAGGUGGGGGAGCUGAAAGCGAGGCAAGGCAGGCAGGCGGGUGGGCUGCAAGUCGGAGCGGCUCCGCUUGAACGGGCAGACAGGGACUCCGCGAUGUGGUGGCUCACCGGACUCAAUUCCUCAACUGGCCCCUGGUGCCCUCCCCUCCCAAACCUCUGCUGCAGCUGGAGAGGCACGUGGUCCGACCUCCCCCCGACAGCCCCGAACCCGACUCAUUGCCCCUGGACAGCGGCUCUGACCACAUCAUGCAGAGGGACGUUUGGUUGGCCGUCUUCCAAUACCUCAGCUAUCGGGAGCUGUGCGUCUGCAUGAGGGUGUGCCGGACAUGGAGCCGUUGGUGAGUGGCCACGUUGGCCU